Betta splendens (Siamese fighting fish) is the source of this 4168-nucleotide messenger RNA. It is a transcript of the gene brsk1a, whose product is annotated as BR serine/threonine kinase 1a. Gene Ontology annotation, biological process: microtubule cytoskeleton organization; protein phosphorylation; intracellular signal transduction. NCBI's taxonomy places the organism in Eukaryota, Metazoa, Chordata, Actinopteri, Anabantiformes, Osphronemidae. Gene Ontology annotation, cellular component: cytoplasm. Bases 1283 to 3883 code for a protein of 866 amino acids. Gene Ontology annotation, molecular function: protein serine/threonine kinase activity; tau-protein kinase activity; ATP binding. The record is from RefSeq and is a predicted model, not a curated record. The transcript is spliced from 19 exons.
GGUGCCGGUGCUGAUGAGGUGAAUGCAGACAUAAGCGUAUUUUGAGCAAGAUGAUCUGGAGCAGGAGCAGCGGGAGGAGGGAGGAUGGAGAGGGAGUGGGACCCGGAUGCUGAUGCGAGUGAGGCGAAGGAAGGAAGAGAAGAGAGAAAAUAUCGAUUUACGGCAAGAAAACCGAAGGGAGUAUAAUACAGGGGCCCGCACUCUGCGUGGACUAUCACCGCAAGCGGGGAAGGAUGCGGCACCGUCGAUCAUAGCGCGGCGCUGAUCUGCGGUCAUCUGUGCUUUUUUCACCUGCCGAGGGAGGAGGACGGCGCCGAAGGAGAGGGAAGAUGCUGUGAUCCGCUACUUGUAGGGAUGUAGAGAGGCAGAGACGGGGGAGGGCGACAGGGAGGGGGAGGACCAGGCUACGCUAAAGAUGCCCGUUCGGCGAGGAAUACGCAUUUCAUCCGGAAACACUGCGGGAAUGGCGCGGCCGCGCGACGAUUCUAACCGUUCGGCGACGCCGGGGGACUUCGGGGGGAGUCGGUUCUUUUGACAGGCGGCCGUCGGCGAAGGCGUUGGGGGCUAAACUACAGCUAGCCUCGCUGCUGUGCCGUGUGGGAGAGCGGCGGCGAGGCUACAUAGCAUGUUGUUGCACCUGCGAUGCAGGCCCGACUCACAGAACCACACUGCUUUGACUCCAGCUGACGUAAUUAAAGUCCGUUGAAUAGAAGCAGAUGUGAACAUCUGUUUGCUCCGAGGCGACACUCCGUUACCGUGACUCUGCUCUAAUUGCCGUAUUACCCGUCUUAUAUACAGUAGUUACAGUAUCACCACACACGUCACAGCGUCGAAGUUACACAAAUGAGCCGCUGUACAGAAGUAAACGUCAUUAUUUAUCCAACCUCGUCAUGUUCAUAUUUAAGGCAGCGGCCGCUGCUUAACGCGUAAACGCUGUCAUCGCCGUCUCAUCACCGCUUUCUGUUAAAUAUCAACGUCGACCGUGCGACGAGCACGUUUGCCCACGUUUAUCAGCUGGAUGGAACAAUGCUCGUUCACCACCCAGAUGUGGUGAUUCAGCACCUGUUUGCAUCUGUAUACUCACACCGAGUAUCUACAACGUAGCUGAACAGCGUCUAUCAUAGAAAUAAGUUGAACGCCAUUAAAACACAAUAACUUCUGUAUAGCUUGUAAUAUAUGACAGCGAUUGCAAUAAUAUCAGUGCAGUAGUAGUAGAGUUAGUAGUAGUAGUAGUUGUUGUAGUAGUAGUAGUAGUAGUGUAUUAGCCCUCUGUAAGUGCAGUAUGAGUAAGGAACUGUCUCUAGGUCAGUCAGCUCAAUAUGUUGGGCCCUAUCGACUGGAGAAAACACUGGGGAAGGGACAGACAGGGCUGGUCAAGCUGGGCAUCCAUUGCAUUACGGGUCAGAAGGUGGCCAUCAAAAUAGUGAACAGAGAGAAGCUGUCUGAGUCGGUCCUGAUGAAGGUUGAGCGGGAGAUUGCCAUCCUGAAACUGAUUGAGCAUCCGCAUGUGCUGAAGCUGCACGAUGUUUACGAGAAUAACAAAUACCUGUAUCUGGUGUUGGAGCAUGUAUCAGGAGGAGAGCUGUUUGACUACCUGGUGAAGAAGGGCCGUCUGACCCCAAAAGAGGCCCGGAAGUUCUUCAGGCAGAUCAUCUCUGCUUUGGAUUUCUGCCACAGUCACUCCAUCUGUCACAGGGACCUGAAGCCUGAGAACCUGCUCCUGGAUGAAAAGAACAACAUCCGUAUAGCUGACUUUGGCAUGGCCUCUCUACAGGUGGGAGACAGUCUGUUGGAGACCAGCUGUGGAUCACCACAUUAUGCUUGUCCUGAAGUUAUACGGGGGGAAAAAUAUGACGGACGGAGGGCAGACGUGUGGAGCUGCGGGGUCAUACUCUUUGCUCUGCUGGUGGGCGCCCUGCCUUUUGACCACGAUAACCUACGACAGCUCCUGGAGAAGGUGAAGAGCGGGGUGUUCCACAUGCCCCACUUCAUCCCCCCGGACUGCCAGUCGCUCCUGAAGGGCAUGAUUGAGGUCAACCCGGAAAAGAGGCUCACGCUAGAGGCCAUCCAGAAACACGCCUGGUAUCUGGGCGGUCGGAACGAGCCGUGUCCGGAGCAGCCUCCUCCCAGGCGAGUGUGUGUGAGGAGAAUCCUGUCCCUGACUGAGCUGGACCCAGAUGUGUUGGACAGCAUGCACUCGCUGGGCUGUUUCCGAGACCGAGUCAAGCUAACGCGUGACUUGCAAUGUGAAGAAGAAAACCAGGAGAAGAUGAUCUAUUACCUACUGCUGGACAGGAAGGAGCGCUACCCCAGCUACGAGGACGAGGACCUGCCUCCACGCAAUGAUGUAGCAGAUCCUCCGCGGAAGCGCGUGGACUCGCCGAUGCUGACGCGCCACGGCCGCUGCCGCCCGGAGAGGAAGAGCCUGGAGGUGCUGAGCGUGACGGAGCAGGGCUCGCCCACGCCCCCGCGCCGGGCCCUGGACACGGCUGCACACAGCCAGAGGUCGCGUUCAGUCAGCGGAGCCUCCACCGGUCUGUCCUCCAGUCCCCUGAGCAGUCCCAGGUCCUAUCAGAGCCCCGUCUUCACUUUCAGCCAAUCAGAUGUCACCUCUGCCACUGCUACCCCUCUCACAAAGGAGCCCAAACAAGGAAGCGCCACCACUCCUCGCUCAACACGGGCUUUUGACAAGCUCAAAGUUCCCCCCAACCCAAAGACCCAGACCCUGCCCAGCAAGGGACCUGCUGACCGACCCCAUCUGCAGCCCAUCAAAUCCCUGCCUCUGCACAACCCAUCUUCCCGCUCACCCUCUCCUUCUCCGCUCCUGUCACCCAUCCCCCGUUUCUUCUUCCCUUCGUCCUCUGUCCUAAAGUCAGUGACUAAGAGCUUCUACCCAAACUCUGCCCACUCUGUGCCACAGGUAACUCCCCAGGGCUCUCCGUUGCCCACACCCUUGGGCACCCCUGUCCACCACCCUCAUCACCCUUCCUCCACCCCGCCCUCCUCUUCCUCGUCCUCAUCUUCCUCACGGGCGGAGGGAGGAGGAGGCGUGGGCUCGCUGUCGCUGACCCCACCCUCCAGCCCAGGAGGGGGAAGUGGCAUGGCAGCCAGCAGCUCCGCCCACUGGAGGACACGCCUCAAUUCUUUUAAGAACAACCUGCUGGGAUCCCCCCGUUUCCAUCGCCGUAAACUCCAAGUUCCUACAUCAGAAGACAUGUCCAGUCUAACGCCAGAAUCCAGCCCUGAGCUGGCUAAGAAGUCCUGGUUUGGGAACUUCAUCGGCUUGGAGAAAGAGGAGCAGAUCUUUGUGGUUAUCAGAGACAAACCUCUGAGUUCUGUCAAAGCUGACAUUGUCCAUGCCUUCCUGUCUAUCCCGUCGCUCAGUCACAGCGUCCUCUCCCAGACCAGCUUCCGGGCCGAGUACAAGUCCUCCGGCGGCCCUUCUGUCUUCCAGAAACCCGUCAAGUUCCAGGUGGACAUUGCCUUUUCCGAGGGCGAGAGAGAGCGGGACAGGGAGAGGACCGAAAGGGAGGGCAGGAGAGAGACAGGAAUCUACAGCGUGACGUUCACCCUGAUAUCAGGUCCGAGUCGCAGGUUCAGACGAGUGGUGGAAACGAUUCAAGCCCAGCUUCUCAGCUCCCAUGAUCAACCUAUGGUGCAAGUCCUAUGUGAUCCCUUCCCAGAUGAGAAGAACGGCCGGCCCCAUGGGACCCCCACCCGCCAAAACUCGAGGCGCUCUGAGGGUGGGGGCGACAGGUGCGAGUGGGGCGACCGGGCAGAUGGCGGAGGCAUCGGAGGCAGCGGGGGAGUUCUGCAGCGCAGAGGCUCAGCAAAGGAGAGAACCCGAUUACUGUCGUCCAAUGGAACCCAGUCCCAGCCGUAGGAUAGGAAGUGACGCCGUGCAGCAGGACGCCGAGUUUCCCCAGGAAGAAGACAGUAGGACUUCAUCUCCAGGUGUCCCUGCAAGCCACGAGCUAUUCCUACUCCUCCUCCUUGACUUAUCGAAGGCGAUUGCAAGGAUUGGCUUUUUCCCUAUCAUUCUAUUUUUCCCCAACAACUCAACAAUAUUUUGUUUUUUCGGCUUUUGGACCAACAGAAUUCCCACAAGAAAGCAGUGUUAAGGAACUACCCUUUAAUGAAAAAAUAAGAUAUGAACGAGUAGUUUGGU